This is a messenger RNA of Eucalyptus grandis, 984 nucleotides long. Its product is annotated as disease resistance protein RUN1-like. Gene Ontology annotation, biological process: signal transduction; defense response. The record is from RefSeq and is a predicted model, not a curated record. Bases 1 to 984 code for a protein of 327 amino acids. Gene Ontology annotation, molecular function: ADP binding. The transcript has 4 exons. NCBI's taxonomy places the organism in Eukaryota, Viridiplantae, Streptophyta, Magnoliopsida, Myrtales, Myrtaceae.
AUGGGAGGAGGUAGCGAUCAAUACGAUGUGUUCUUGAGCUUUAGAGGCUUUGACACUCGCAACGGAUUCACUGAUCACCUCUACCGCAGUCUGAUCAGUGUAGGGACUAUACCAAUUUCUGUGUUUAGGGACGAGAACAGCAUUGCAAUUGGCAAGGAUUUUAAUUCAGAGAUUCUAAUUGCCAUCACGCGAUCUAAGAUUUUGAUCCCCAUUAUCUCUGAAAAUUAUGCUUCGAGCAAAUGGUGCCUCCGUGAGCUAGUACACAUCAUGGACUGCCAGAAGAGCAUGUCGCACACAGUGUUGCCCAUUUUUUACAAAGUGCUCCCAUCGGAUGUGCGGUAUCUAAAUGGAAAUUUUGGGGAGGCCUUCCGUUCGCGUAAGAAGCGUUUUGACAAGGAGGACAUUCAAGAAGGUCAACGAGCCCUUACCGAAGUGAGUAACUUGAAUGGAUGGGAAUCUGAGAAAUUUGCCAAUGGGCAUGAAGGAAAAUUAGUGGAAGAAGUUACUAAAACGAUUCUAAACAAGUUGAGACAUCAGUCGCAGCUUGAUAUUCCGAAGCACCUAGUUGGAGCUGAUGAUCAUGUCAACAAAAUUAGGAAUUGGGUAGACAUUCCUGCCAAUCAUGCUCGAAUGAUAGGAAUAUAUGGCAUGGGUGGGAUUGGUAAAACAACUCUUGCCAAAGUAAUCUAUAACGAGCUAUCGAAUAUCUUUGUGGAUCGUAGUUUCCUUCCUGAUAUACGGGAAACAGCUAACAACAAUGGUAUUCAUUAUCUACAAAAUCUACUAAUUAAGGAUAUACUGCCAAAUGAAAAUGCUCUAGAUGCUUUGGCUAGAGAACGUGAUUGGUUUGCUGCAGGAAGUAUCAUCAUUGUUACAACUAGAUACAAAUUUGUACUUGAUCAGUCUGAGUUCAAGGUGGACUACAAGUAUGAAUUGAACGAAUUAGAUGAGCAAAUAUGCCGUUUACAUGUGGGAGGAUUGUAA